Messenger RNA from Haliotis rubra (blacklip abalone), 1608 nucleotides. Its product is annotated as ankyrin repeat domain-containing protein 61-like. The transcript is spliced from 2 exons. NCBI's taxonomy places the organism in Eukaryota, Metazoa, Mollusca, Gastropoda, Lepetellida, Haliotidae. The record is from RefSeq and is a predicted model, not a curated record. Bases 199 to 1344 code for a protein of 381 amino acids. Gene Ontology annotation, molecular function: protein binding. Gene Ontology annotation, cellular component: nucleus; cytoplasm.
CGUCAGUCCGGGUGUGUUUUGAUAUAAUGUCCACGUAUUUGAAAAUUCAGUAGGGUGCCCACACCAAUAUGUUGGGCGUCCAGCAACUCAGCGAGUUCUUGUGAACAUGGAUUUUACCACACAGUAACGAUUUCAUUUGAGACAGCUGUUUCAGUUCUAUCAUCAGAACGUCACAGGAGGACUUUGCCAGAAUGAAAAAUGGACGAAGGUGACCCUCAGGUCCUCACAGGCCAAAUCGGGGAACUCAGAGAGGCCGUCCACCUGAACGAUGUGGCCAAAACAUUGCAGUGGUUUGAAUCACACCAUUCCAUCAUCACAGGCCUCCCUAAAGCAAGCGAGAAGGUGCUGAACAAACUUGUGUACGUAGUUAUAGAAGCAGUGCAACAGAACAGAGCAGAUGUGUUUGGGAGCAUGUUGAAGUAUUUGUUUCCCAGUAUGACACCUUCAGAUACAGAGCAAACCAACCAGCAGCUGCAUCUAUUAGUACAUGCUCUACUUGCCGACGGCUCCUUGUCAUGUCUAAAAAUCUUUCUUCGUCAUGGCUACGACGUGAAUGAUAUCGAUCCGGGUGGUAUGACGAUGCUUUUGUAUCUUGCCUAUAAGAAAGGCAUCUCCCGUGUAAAAGAUUACAAAGAGAAACUUCACUUUCUUGUUUCACAGGGAGCUGACGUGAACAAAGAGGGAAAACGUAGCUGGGCUCUUGCACCUCUACAUACGGCUGUGUUGUACAAUUCGGGAGAAGUGUUACUUCGUCUGUUGAUCGAAUCGGGGGCAAAAGUCAAUUUGCAAACCAGCCAUUCUCUUUGUACACCAUUAUAUUUUGCAGUUGAUAGGGGAAUGCCAAACAUAGUUAAUAUCUUACUUGAAAAUGGUGCAGAUCCAAGUAUUGGUGAUGUCCUGGGGGACACGCCUGUGCACAUGGCCGCUGUCAGACAUAGUAAGGGUGACGAGAUGCUUCGUGUGUUGGUUAAAUGGAACGCUCCGAUGAACACUGUAGACUCCCGUGGACGUACACCCCUCCUUUGGGCGCUGUCAAACUGGAAGGCGGUUGGGACAAGGCGACUUAUGUUGCUGAUGCAGGCAGGGUGUCGAUGUGACGGAAUUACAUUGACCAGGUUCCGAGACCAAACAGCAGUGAAACCUAAGUACAGGCUCAGGCUAUCGAGAUUGGAAGAACUGUUUGAGAUGUACCUCUUCCAGCCGAGAAGCCUCCAAGACAUCACAUGUUUCCGAGUACGGGACAUUCUUGGGAGACGUUUACCUGAGUUAGUUUUACGAUUGCCCAUACCCGACCCAAUCAAACGACGAGUACAGCUCGAACACUACUUUGGAAAACUGGAGUAAUGUGUUUUAGGGUGUUGUAGUGGCAGAAAAGGUUUAGCCGACGAAUCACUGCAAAAUAUAGGUGUAGCAGCCUGCGUUGGCUUAGGCUCAGGCUGUCCGUAUUUAUUUCAGUGUUACCCAUCUCCCGCCUGUCCUGAAUUAUCAUUCCAACGUGAAAUAGCAUGUUAUCUUAUCUCCUGUGUCUGUACAAUUUAUCUCCGUAUGCGAUAAUAAUAUCCUCAUUCCCUUGCGUACACAAAAGAAAAAAAACAGGUUAGAUUGGUG